This is a messenger RNA of Leucoraja erinaceus (little skate), 1064 nucleotides long. Its product is annotated as asialoglycoprotein receptor 1-like. Lineage: Eukaryota; Metazoa; Chordata; Chondrichthyes; Rajiformes; Rajidae. The record is from RefSeq and is a predicted model, not a curated record. The coding region runs from base 299 to 838 and encodes 179 amino acids. The transcript is spliced from 5 exons.
UGACAUUUAGUUUAGUUUAGUUUAGAGAUAACAUCCACCCCCAGUCCCAGACCGUAUUUUUGGCGGGAAUCUCUCUGUCAUCACUAGGACCCUUCAGUUCAUACCACUCCAGUUUUGAAAAACAUUCAACAUUAGAAGCUGCUGCACUUCCUGAAUUAAGCAGAAGUGAUAUGGAAUUGUGAAACUCAGCACGUCAUCUGACCAUUGGUAUUGUGUAUCCUUGUGAGAGGCGCGGAUGAGUUUACUAUAAUUCGACCGCGCAUGUUCUUCAAUGACUAGAAGGUCUUCAAGCUGAAACAUGGAGCAGAUGGAGUAUUAUGCAAACAUUGAUGAGGUUCACCCCAAUGAACAGAAUAGAGACGGUUGCCGGCCGGGAAAGCGGAAUACAGACCGUGGCAUGAAAGCGGAGGACCGUAGCGGACACAAACUCUCCGCCCCGUGCGUCUACUCUCUGCUGGGACUCAGCAUCGUUUUAUCGGCUGCGGCUCUCUGCGUUGCAGUUAUUUUGUUUACAGGAAAUAUUCGGAGCUUAAGCAGCUCAGUGGCCGGGCUUCAGGUUGAAGUUUCACAUCUAAAGAAACAGCUGAGUUGCCCUCACGGAUGGGUCAACUUCAAGCAAAGCUGUUAUCUGUUUUCUUCAAGCUCACAAACCUGGGAGGAGGCCCAGAAAUCUUGCGUGCCAGCGGACGCCCACCUUGUUGUCAUUAAUAAUGCUGAAGAACAGGACUUCUUAAAGAAAAAAGAUGGUGUCCGUCGCUGGAUUGGUCUCACUGACAAAGCCUCUGAAGAUGACUGGCGCUGGGUGGAUGGAACCGAUUAUAAAUCCUCUGCAAAGUGAGUUACUUUCCAGUGCACGUUCUAUUUCACCUCUGCGGUGCUGAAUGUGAAAGAAAAAAACACAAUGUGUCACACACACUAUCCUACACACUCUAGGGACAACUUACAUUUAUACCAGGUCAAAUAACCUGCAAACCUGUACGUCUUUGACUACGUGAGGAAAUCGGAGAACCCGGAGAAAACCCACGCGGUCACCGGGAGAGCGUAAAACUCCGUACAGACAGCAC